AUGCGCCAGUUUGAGAACUUGGCUGCGAUUACUGGCUAUGACUCUUCAAUUAACCUGACAUUUCACAAAUCCAAAAUUGCCACGGAUGAACUCUUUACUUCACUUCGGGAUAUUGCCGGAGCUCGGAAUCUCAUGAAACAGUUUAAGUCUGUGUACGUUCCUGGAAACCAUACCCACCAGGCAUCCUAUAAGCCACUGCUGAAGCAGAUCGUGGAGGAAAUAUUUAAUCCCGAGAAGGCAGAUCCUGUUGAUAUUGAACACAUGUCUUCAGGCCUCACUGAUCUCCUUAAAACUGGAUUUAGCAUGUUCAUGAAGGUGAGCAGGCCCCAUCCCAGCGACCACCCGUUCCUGAUCCUCUUCGUGGUGGGCGGAGUCACGGUCUCCGAAGCCAAAAUGGUCAAAGACCUCGUGGCGUCCCUGAAGCCGGGAACCCAGGUAAUUGUGCUGUCCACACGGCUGCUGAAGCCACUUAACAUUCCGGAGCUGUUGUUUGCGACUGAUCGCCUGCACCCAGACCUUGGCAUCUGAGCACCAGCCAGGAAGAUAAGCGCCGCCCGAGCUGGAAAUAGCAGUCGAGCGCCCAGCAGCGUUCCAGAUGCACCUCCAAAGCCAGCAUCCCCGCCACUAAUUGCGGUAUGGCUGAAUUUUGCCCAAAGCGUCUUGAUAACCACACAGCAAGGUACUUCACUUGCAUUUCUGUGAUUCUUAAAAAAAAAAAAAGUGUUUUUUCAUUUCCCUGAAGGUAUCAAGCUGUCUUUCAGCUGGCUUAAUUAGGGAUAAUUUCCAUUCUUACUUAACCCUCCCUUUGUGAUUUUCCUCAUUGCACCUGCAAGUUCCUUAAUUCUAAAUAAAAGCCUGUUGGCAGG
Molecule: messenger RNA, 866 nt
Organism: Propithecus coquereli (Coquerel's sifaka)
Lineage: Eukaryota; Metazoa; Chordata; Mammalia; Primates; Indriidae
Product: sec1 family domain-containing protein 2-like
Exons: 5
Coding region: 1-528 (175 amino acids)
Biological process (GO): vesicle-mediated transport; intracellular protein transport
Source: RefSeq, a predicted model, not a curated record